Molecule: messenger RNA, 294 nt
Organism: Amorphotheca resinae ATCC 22711
Lineage: Eukaryota; Fungi; Ascomycota; Leotiomycetes; Helotiales; Amorphothecaceae
Exons: 2
Coding region: 1-294 (97 amino acids)
Biological process (GO): intra-Golgi vesicle-mediated transport
Source: RefSeq, a predicted model, not a curated record
AUGUCGGACGCCUACGAGCGAGAGCGCCAGAACAACUCGCGCCUCUCCGAGCUCUCUGCGAAAGUCACCGCGCUGAGGGGCGUCACAGUAGAUAUCUACGAUAAUGCAAGGGCGCAGGAUGUCAUUGAUAAUACGUCGGAAACCUUCUCUUCGAUGAGCGUUACCUUGAAGGGGUCCGCUGGCCGGCUGGGACGGAUGGCAGCGGCGGGAAACAAAGUCGCAAUUCUCAAGCUUUCGGGCAUGAUCGUCGGCGUUGUGUUAUUGCUAUGGUUCAUAUGGGGAUUAUUCGUCUGA